This is a messenger RNA of Ficedula albicollis (Collared flycatcher), 1051 nucleotides long. Its product is annotated as protein FAM208B-like. The record is from RefSeq and is a predicted model, not a curated record. NCBI's taxonomy places the organism in Eukaryota, Metazoa, Chordata, Aves, Passeriformes, Muscicapidae. The coding region runs from base 265 to 690 and encodes 141 amino acids. The transcript is spliced from 9 exons. Gene Ontology annotation, biological process: negative regulation of gene expression, epigenetic. Gene Ontology annotation, cellular component: nucleoplasm.
AUUCUGCUUCUUAGUUCCCAAUUGCUGGGAAUUCCAGUUGGGAAUUUUAUUUUUUGGGUGGUUUUGGUGCAGGGGAAGGUCAGAGCCAUUGCUGAGAGCUCCUCCUGUGCCUGUCCCUCGCCAGGCUACGACUGCCACGUGUCCAGCCAGACAUCCUGCAGCAGCCAGUACUACGUGUACGAGGUGAGCGGGGGCCGCGCUGCCGAGCGCCCCCGCCAGGUGUGUCCGUACAUCGUGCUGCACCGGCAGCGCACCGAGCCGCCCAUGGGCGCCCCAGCAGAGCAGAACCACCAAGCCCCCUUUGUGCCAUGGCAGGGCCAGCUCUCCAUCGGGGGUCACUUGCUGUGCAGCAUUUCCCUGCGGAGCCGCUUCAGCCGCAGCGUCCCUGCCCAGCUCCCUCCCAACCUGGACAUCAAACAUGUCAUGGGAUUGUCUGACUUGAGGAAAAAACUGCCAGAAGCUGCAUUUGGGAAAAAAAAUUACACUGGCAACGAAGUUUGCUUUCAGGGUGUUUAUUCCAGUCUCUAUGAGGUGGAAAUAUCCAAGAAGGAUCAAUCCAAAAUGGAUCAGCUGCUGGAAAAGCUGAAGGAAAAGGAUUUGGCCAUCAUCAAAUAUUUACAGGACCAGGGAUUUCUGAUCCUGCUCACGUCCUCAGCCCUGGCACGGGAGGAUGGGCCCAAGGAGCCGUGAGCCUGCUGGCCCUGUUCCUGUUCAGCUCCCCACGGGCCCUGUGCCCCCCAGAUGAAAAAGACCCCAUGAGCCCCAAGGAAAGCAGAACCAGGAGUGGCAUCUCCUUAAAAAUCACCUCGGUUCUGCCUGGACUCCGCUACGCCCUGAGGAAAGCAAGCAGCUCCUCCUGGAGCAGCAGCUGCAUCCAGGAGAAACUCCAGGAAUAUUCCAGACUUGAUGGGAAUUCCAUUCCCAUCCCAGCCCAGGAGGAGGGAGCUCCUCCUUCCCAAAAAUUCCUGCAGCUGCAGCGUUACCUCAGCGAUCCCAGCGCCUUCACCUUGGGGGUGUCGGUGGCUUUGGAGUGUCUGGGGAGGGCUGGGAG